UUGAAAAAGAUAUACUCUGUCCAUUGACUUACAAGUCUGUGUUAUUCUGCAUUGAGGUUACUUGUGAGGCUUCACUUUUUUACUUUGUGCUUGUGACUUUUGUGAUAUCAUUGUGAAAUAGUUAUCGGGUAUGCUUAGGUCACGCUACAGCGUGCGUAGCUUCCAAUUAUUAAGCAAGAAUAAUUAAUAACACUCACCUGCGUGUUGUCAAGUGGUCGCAAGAUAAUUUUCUAUUAUCUAAUAUGCCUGAUAUAAAGAUUACACCACUAGGCGCAGGCCAGGAUGUUGGCAGAAGCUGCAUACUGCUGUCCAUGGGUGGCAAGAACAUAAUGCUUGACUGUGGGAUGCAUAUGGGAUACAAUGACGAGAGACGCUUUCCAGACUUCUCUUAUAUCGUACCCGAAGGUCCGAUCACAAGCCAGAUAGAUUGUGUCAUUAUAUCACACUUCCAUCUUGAUCAUUGUGGAGCUCUUCCUUACAUGUCUGAGAUGGUGGGCUACAGUGGACCUAUUUACAUGACACAUCCAACAAAAGCCAUAGCUCCUAUACUGCUAGAAGACAUGCGAAAGGUGGCUGUAGAAAGAAAAGGAGAAUCAAACUUUUUCACUUCACAAAUGAUAAAAGAUUGCAUAAAGAAAGUUACAGCGGUCACUUUACACCAAUCUGUUAUGGUCGACAAUGAACUUGAGAUCAAAGCCUAUUACGCUGGCCAUGUACUAGGAGCAGCUAUGUUUUGGAUCAGAGUGGGUUCACAAUCUGUGGUAUAUACUGGAGACUACAACAUGACUCCUGAUCGACAUUUAGGAGCUGCCUGGAUUGAUAAAUGCAGACCAGAUUUGCUCAUAUCCGAGUCAACAUAUGCAACUACUAUCAGAGAUUCAAAACGUUGUCGUGAGAGAGACUUCCUCAAAAAAGUCCACGAGUGUGUUGAGAAAGGUGGCAAAGUCCUCAUACCUGUCUUUGCUUUAGGAAGGGCCCAGGAGCUCUGCAUUUUAUUGGAAACAUACUGGGAGAGAAUGAAUUUGAAAUACCCAGUGUAUUUUGCACUCGGUUUGACAGAGAAAGCAAACAACUACUACAAAAUGUUUAUAACCUGGACUAAUCAGAAGAUCCGUAAAACUUUUGUACAUAGAAACAUGUUUGAUUUCAAGCAUAUAAAGCCUUUUGACAAGUCUUACAUUGAUAACCCUGGGGCAAUGGUUGUGUUUGCUACACCAGGAAUGUUGCAUGCCGGUUUGUCGCUGAACAUUUUCAAGAAGUGGGCACCUUAUGAACAAAAUAUGGUAAUUAUGCCAGGAUUCUGUGUCCAAGGCACUGUUGGUCAUAAAAUCUUGAAUGGGGCAAAAAAAGUUGAAUUUGAAAACCGUCAAAUUGUUGAAGUUAAAAUGGCGGUGGAAUACAUGUCCUUUUCCGCUCAUGCUGAUGCCAAAGGCAUAAUGCAACUGAUUCAGUACUGUGAGCCUAAAAAUGUGCUACUAGUGCAUGGUGAAGCACAGAAGAUGGAGUUCUUGAAAGACAAAAUUGAAAAGGAGUUUAAGAUCAAUUGUUACAUGCCUGCAAAUGGUGAGACCUGCACAAUCAAUACCCCAACUAAGAUUCCUAUUGAUAUUUCCUUACGAUUGCUCAAAGCAGAGGCUGUGAGGUAUAAUGCUUUACCCCCUGACCCAAAAAGGCGUCGGGUAUUGCAUGGGAUUCUUUGCGUUAAGGAGAACAGACUGUCUUUACUGGACAUAGAUGAGAUGUGUGAUGAGAUUGGGAUCAACAGACAUGUUAUUAGGUUUACAAAUACUGUCCACUUUAAAGAUGCAGGUCCGGCUGUGAAGACUGCUGAGAAACUGAAGACCUUGUUAAUAGAAAAGCUGCCUGGUUGGACAAUAACCAUGUCCGAUGGCAAUAUUUCAGUGGAAUCUGUGCUCAUCAAAGUUGAAGGAGACGAUGAUAGUACAAAGAACAUUUACGUGUCUUGGACCAAUCAGGAUGAGGAUCUAGGCAGCUACAUUUUGGGAUUACUUCAGUCUAUGGUACAGUAGCUAUAAGUAUAAAGA
Molecule: messenger RNA, 2045 nt
Organism: Hyposmocoma kahamanoa
Lineage: Eukaryota; Metazoa; Arthropoda; Insecta; Lepidoptera; Cosmopterigidae
Gene: IntS11
Product: integrator complex subunit 11
Exons: 1
Coding region: 243-2030 (595 amino acids)
Biological process (GO): snRNA processing
Cellular component (GO): nucleus
Source: RefSeq, a predicted model, not a curated record